CGGCCCACAGGAUACACUCUCCUCAUAGAGGCUCGCUGAGGGCGGUGGAGUGAGCGCUGGCGGUUGCGCACGGCGCGUGUGGGCGUGUCCGACCCGGGCCACGCUGCCCGCCCCACCCCCUUUGUCGGUUGCCCCCAGGCCAGACUCCCAGCGAACGGCGGACGGUUGGCCUGGCACAUGUGCUCUCAGCGGGCUUCGCUGCCUGCAAUCAGGUCCGGGCCAGGCAUGCUGGGAGCCCCUAGUGGUACAGCUACCACCGCUGCCUCAGUCGCGGAAAGCAGGGCGAGUCUAUGAGACGCGGAGAUGAAAUUCCCGGCCUCGGUGUUAGCGUCCCUGUUUCUGUUCGUGGCCGAGACUACAGCGGCGUUCUACCUGAGCAGUACCUACCACUCGGGCGGGGACCGCAUGUGGCAAGCGAUGACGCUGUUUUUCUCGCUGAUGCCCUGUAUUCUAGUGCAGUUCACGCUCCUCUUCGUCCACCGGGACCUCAGCCGUGAUCGCCCGCUGAUGCUGCUCUUGCACCUGCUCCAGCUCGGGCCCCUGUACAGGUGUUUUGAAGUCUUUUGCCUCUACUGUCAGUCCAACCAGAAUGAAGAACCUUAUGUGAGCAUCACUAAGAAGCGACAGAUACCAAAAGAUGGCCUCUCAGAGGAGAUUGAGAAGGAGGUGGGCCAGGCAGAAGGCAAGCUAAUUACCCACCGUUCUGCAUUCAGUCGGGCAUCAGUGAUCCAGGCUUUCUUAGGCUCUGCCCCACAACUGACCCUACAGCUGUAUAUUACCAUCUUGCAGCAAAGCAUCAGUACUGGAAGAUGCUUCAUCAUGACCUUGUCCCUGUUGUCCAUUGUGUAUGGAGCCUUGCGUUGCAACAUCUUAGCCAUCAAAAUCAAGUAUGAUGAGUACGAGGUCAAAGUCAAGCCCCUGGCCUAUGUCUGUAUCUUCCUCUGGAGAAGUUUUGAGAUUGCCACUCGGGUCAUUGUCCUGGUCCUCUUUACCUCUGUCCUCAAGGUCUGGGUAGUGAUAGUCAUACUUGUCAACUUUUUCAGCUUCUUCUUUUACCCCUGGAUCAUUUUCUUGCGCAGUGGCUCCCCAUUCCCAGAGAACAUUGAGAAGGCCCUAAGUAGGGUGGGCACCACCAUCGUGCUCUGUUUCCUUACUUUUCUGUAUGCUGGCAUCAACAUGUUCUGCUGGUCAGCCGUACAGCUGCAAAUUGACAAUCCUGACCUCAUCAGCAAGUCUCAGAAUUGGUACCGGCUGUUGAUUUACUACAUCGUAAGAUUCAUCGAGAAUGCUCUUCUCCUGCUCCUGUGGUAUUUUUUCAAAACUGAUUUGUACAUGUACGUGUGUGCGCCUCUGCUGAUUUUGCAGCUGCUCAUUGGGUACUGCACCAGCAUUCUUUUCAUGCUUGUGUUCUAUCAAUUUUUCCACCCUUGUAAAAAGCUCUUCUCUUCCAGUGUUUCUGAAUGGUUUAGGUCAUGUCUCACAUGUGCCUGCUGCUCCUACUUAAGGAAGAAAUCCACUGCGGCAGGAAAGACUGAUAUAGACUUAAAGCCAUAUACAGAUCAAUAUGUAACACCUUCUACCAGUAGAAUGAGUCCUGAGUCCAGUGAGAUGUGGAGUGCCGUUGAUCUGUGUGAUGCUUAAUGGAACCUGAAGCUUCUUACAAGACGGAUAUUGUGUUCUGCGUUAAUUACUAUUUUUUUCAUAUAAGUAAUGAGCCCUGCACAGGGAUAAGGCAGGAAGUUUUCUGUCAACUCCUUGUGACCUGCUGCUUUUUAUAAAGCUCUUGGAUUUGAAGCAACUUUGGGAGAAGUAGGAAAGUCUACUACCCCACAGUUUGUUUCACACUUGACUCUGUUACAUUCUUACAGGCUUUGGUGGACAUUUCAUUGAUUGAAUGAUACCCCUGAAAUUUCAGUUGAGCUGGUCAUAUUCAUUAAUUAGAAUAAAGAAAUGAUUGUUUUUCUACUUUUCUAGACUGUUGUCUCAGUAGCUGGAUGUUUUACUACUACUGAAUAUAGCUUUAUCUAAAAGUCACCAUGAUAGCCAGAAUAUACUAGGGAUUUUACAACCUCAUUCUGAUCAUAGCUUACAGGGAGAGCUAUUUAAGUUUGUUUUAUCAAUAUGUUCCAUUUUCACUUCAUUAAAACUUUUUUUAUAUAACCAACUGUAGUCAUUCUGGUUUCAAAGGCCUAGACUUGGGGACUUUAUUCCCUGGGAUCCUUUGGUACAGGUGUUUAGGAAAGCCAUGUUUCAUUCCACGUGUUGAAGACAUUAGGGAUCAGGAUGGACUAGGACAAUUGUUAGAAUGUCAAAAUGUUGGAAGCUUAUACAAAUAGAAAUGCCCUAUAAUUCUGGGAAAUUUCUGGCAGAUUUUUCUAAGAUAAAUAUUUUAAGAAUUGUCUCCUUGUGGGGCUCCUGUCCCCUCCACGUCCCCCUAUUCCCACCCCUUUUUUCCUCCAUAAGACUCCCUGUGCUCUGCCCAAAGAUUGGCUGUGAGUCUCGCAUCUGUGUUGAUACCCUGUUGGAUGAAUCAUUUCAGAGGACCAAUUCCACUGCCUCUGGUUUUCUCUCUUCCACUGCUUCUGGUGUCUACCCUGUUUGCCAUUCUGAAUGAGAUUUAAGCUUCCUCCCUAGGGUCCUCCUUAGUGUUUAGCUUCUUUAGAUCUGUAGUUGCCUAUCUUAUAUUAUACAGCUAAUAUCCUCUUAUAAGUGAAUAUAUACCAUGCCUGUCUUUCUGUUUCUGGGUUAACUCACUCAAGAUGAUCUCUUCUAGCUUCACCUGUUUGCCUACAAAUUUCAUGAUUUCCUUGCUCUUAAUAGCUGAGUAGUAUUCCAUUGUGUAAAUGUACCACACUUUCUGUAUUCAUUCCUUCAUUGAGGGACAUCUAGGUUGUUUCCAUAUUCUGGCUAUUACAAAUAAAGGUGUUAUGAACAUAGUU
Psammomys obesus (fat sand rat) is the source of this 2939-nucleotide messenger RNA. RefSeq names its product X-linked Kx blood group antigen, Kell and VPS13A binding protein (gene Xk). NCBI's taxonomy places the organism in Eukaryota, Metazoa, Chordata, Mammalia, Rodentia, Muridae. The record is from RefSeq and is a predicted model, not a curated record. Gene Ontology annotation, cellular component: membrane. The transcript is spliced from 3 exons. The coding region runs from base 304 to 1641 and encodes 445 amino acids.